GAUGCUUCCACCUCUAAGCGCCAGCCAAAUGUUUAUCUGUGUUUUUUUGUCUGCCUACUUUGUUUAUUGCAACAAUGGAGAAACUAGAAGCUCUUAAAAUAUCAUCGAUGCGGCCGCGCAGUAAUAUACUGGACCGUCCGCUGUCCAAGGGCAAAACGGAGGUCUCCCAAAGCAUCGUGGCUCUGCUUUUCAGCGAGAUUGUCCAGUAUUCCCAGAGUCGUGUCUUCACCGUGCCCGAGCUCCAGACCAGGCUCCAUGACCUCGGCCAGGAUGUGGGGACUCGCAUUAUCGACUUGUACUUUGUGCGCGAGCGGAGCUCCAAGCGAGAGACUAAACUGACACAAAUGCUGCUCUUCGUCAAGACGACAGUGUGGAAGAAUCUGUUUGGCAAGGAGGCGGAGAAGCUGGAGCAUGCCAACGAUGAUGAGCGCACCUAUUACAUUAUAGAGAAGGAGCCGCUGGUGAACACGUUCAUAAGUGUUCCCAAAGACAAGAGCUCCUUGAACUGUGCCAACUUUACGGCAGGAAUUGUGGAGGCUGUGCUCACACACUGCGGCUUUCCCUGCAAGGUCACCGCCCACUGGCACAAAGGCACCACCUACAUGGUCAAGUUUGAGGACUUUGUCAUAGCCCGCGACAAGCAAAUGGAGGAGAAAUAGUCGUAGUACUCGGCAAACUUAUGAAUAAAUACAAUUACAGUUAGU
Messenger RNA from Drosophila obscura, 704 nucleotides. It is a transcript of the gene Trs31, whose product is annotated as trafficking protein particle complex subunit 5. The coding region runs from base 75 to 659 and encodes 194 amino acids. Gene Ontology annotation, biological process: endoplasmic reticulum to Golgi vesicle-mediated transport. The transcript has 3 exons. NCBI's taxonomy places the organism in Eukaryota, Metazoa, Arthropoda, Insecta, Diptera, Drosophilidae. Gene Ontology annotation, cellular component: TRAPPI protein complex; TRAPPII protein complex; TRAPPIII protein complex. The record is from RefSeq and is a predicted model, not a curated record.